CCAGUUCUGUGCCAGACCCCCGCAGAGGCCAGUGAGAGCCCAUUGUCCACAGCAGGUACGGGGUCAGCCAGGGCUUGUAGCAGCUGAAAAGUUUUGCAUCUGUAUGUGUGUCACUCUCCUGCCUGUCCCCCCAUCCAUCUGCCAUUUCAGCACCUCUGGCCCCAGUUUGGGGCAGCGCUCGUGUGCCUGGGCACGUCCCGUUUUCUGUGAUGGGAUGGAAGUGCUCCUCUCUGAUGUGGGACUUUAGUGCUGAUCUCCUAUUAAUUCUCCUCUGUUAUCAUUCCUUUUUCGUGACUACAGAGCCAGAGCAAAGUUAAGUCCCCCCAUCCCCAGAUACCUCACACCCUCCAAGCUCUCCUGUCACACAGGGGACCACUUCCAGCUCACAGCUCCAUGCCUUGAUCCACCACAGAUGCUCUCAGGGGGAUGUUGGAUGCCCAGACAGGUGCAUUGGGCUUGGCAGGUCUGUGGGACAGGCUCUAGGAAACAGGGGGGUGGGUGAAAAUCUGACUUUCACAGCCAGCCCAGUGCUCAGCCUGAGACCUGCUCCAGGCCAGCACUCGGUGUCCUUCACAGCUCACGCUGGUGGUAAAACCAGUGGGAGACAAGGAGGUUUUGACUUUGUUCAAUCUAAGAGGGAGGUUGGGCAGAAACAUUUCUUUCUUGGCCUGGAGACAAGCAUUAAUAUUAGAUGUCGUGGGAGUACACUUCUAGUGUGUGAGGGAGAAAGCUGUGGGGGAAAAAUGUAAAACAUUGGUCAAGGGAGGACUUCAAAUUCAGACAGCCUUGCAGGCAGGAGCCAAAAUCCCUUGCUGCCUUUGUCAGAAGCUCAUCACACCGACCUUAACAGUGCCAACAGAUCUGAUCUUCCCCCACUCUGAACUCGCAUAACGCCUCUGCUUCCAAGGGAACUUUGCCAGACAGUGUCCUGGGGGAUUUCCUCCCAGCAUAAUGAAUAUUAGCACAUAAGACACCGAACCCUCCCCAAGAGCAGAGGAUUAAAUGCUCUUUUAAUGGGCUAUAUGCAGUUUUAGCAGCUGACAUGGACACUUGCUUGAGCAAAGAUUUGACCCAAUAAAUGGAACUGCAAAGCGAACAUUUUGCAAUUAAAAUACUGGCAGAAUUUUAAAAUGCUCAGUGCACUUAGGGAAUAAUUGCCUAAUGGCUGAGAAGGCUCCAAUGAGGAUGCUGGAAGGUGGUGUGCUUGGUCCUGUGCUGGGUGGUGUACUGCAAAGAGCUGAAGGAUGAGUCCAUCCUCUUCCUCACCAUCAAAUUUACACUUGGGAUCCCGGGGACUCAGGCAAAGGUUUCCCAAGCAGUCAGGGCCUCCCUGUGCCCUACCACGGUGUCACAGUGUCCGUGCCUCUGGUGCACCAGUGGUGUCACUGCCAGUGCCACAGGGACUCACUAUCCUGCUUUCAUCCUCCACCCCACUCCACAAAUGUUUCAUCCUCCACAGCUCCACACCUUUGGGAGUGUCCAGGGCAUCCCACACCAGUAAGAAACCAAGAUGCUCCUUAAGGAAAGGAUCCCUGCCCAGGACACAUGAUGGAGCACCGUGGACAAGGGUUCCACGCUGAAGGACAGGACAUGUGGUAGGAGGCAGCACAUCCCACUGAAGAGCGAGAGCCGGUCGUGCUGCACAGCCCGGGGUGCUGUGGGAGGGACAGGACAUGUGCCACCUCAGCUGCCUCCUCUCGGGACUCCUCCUCAUCCUCAGCACCACCAGCACCGAUGGCUUUGCCCGGGCAGGCCGCAGGGUCUGUGCCGCGGCGCCGCAGAGCCGGGCGGGCGCCUACACCGAGUCCCACGUCCAGCCCGUCUACCAGCCCUACCUCACCACCUGCCAGGGCCACCGUGUCUGCAGCACCUACAGGACCAUCUACAGAGUUGCCUAUCGGCAGAGGUACAGGCAGCUGCCUGAGCCCGUGGCCUCGUGCUGUCCCGGCUGGAGCAGAGCAAAUACCCACACCCUCAGCUGUAACAGAGCUCUCUGCUGGGUGCCGUGCCAGAACGGCGGGAGCUGCACCUUCCCUGGCAGAUGUGCCUGCCCACCCGGCUGGACGGGGCGAGCCUGCCAGACAGAUGUGGAUGAAUGUGCCAGCCAGAGCCAUGGCUGCAGCCAGCUCUGCAUCAACACAGCCGGGAGCUACCGCUGCACGUGCCAGGACGGCUUCACCCUCGCUGCUGAUGACAAGGACUGCAGGCCCCUGGUGCCAGUGCCCGAGAUGGACACCUUCAGCCAAGCAGGUCCCUCCAAUGAAGUGAAGGAAGAAAUGAGCGACCUGAGGAGCCGAGUGGAAGCGCUGGAGCAGAAACUCCAGCUGGUGCUGGCCCCUUUCCACAACCUCAUGCCAUCGGCGCCGGAGGACGUCGGCACAGACCCCAUCAGCCGACUGUCCCACUCCCUCCAGCAACUGGACAGAAUUGACUCCCUGAGCGAGCAGAUCUCUUUCCUUGAGGAGCGGCUGGAAACGUUCCUGCAAGAACGAACUCUAGCCGAACUCCCGAGGCCUUGGAACAAGCCGAGUGCAUCUGCAGCUCUUAUCUCACUCUCCAGCCCCAGGCUGGGGACAAAGCCACAUCAUCUACAGGAAGGCACAGGGUACCAGGAGAAGGCUGGUUUCUCAUCAGCAUCUCCAUAAUUUUCUAUUCCAGCUCAUCUUAUCAAAGGUCACGCAGUUACUUCCAAACUGGACUCCGAGCCCUCCACAUCUCCCCCCUUUCCUGCUGGAGAGGCAGCAAAUAAAUGCCUUACCUCGUGCCACGAGUGCCUGGCUGUGCCA
Messenger RNA from Neopelma chrysocephalum (saffron-crested tyrant-manakin), 2786 nucleotides. RefSeq names its product EGF like domain multiple 7 (gene EGFL7). Gene Ontology annotation, biological process: anatomical structure development. The record is from RefSeq and is a predicted model, not a curated record. Gene Ontology annotation, cellular component: extracellular region; cell surface. Bases 1674 to 2645 code for a protein of 323 amino acids. Lineage: Eukaryota; Metazoa; Chordata; Aves; Passeriformes; Pipridae. The transcript has 10 exons. Gene Ontology annotation, molecular function: signaling receptor binding; calcium ion binding.